This is a messenger RNA of Hyaloscypha bicolor E, 1146 nucleotides long. RefSeq lists its product as uncharacterized. Bases 312 to 971 code for a protein of 219 amino acids. Lineage: Eukaryota; Fungi; Ascomycota; Leotiomycetes; Helotiales; Hyaloscyphaceae. The record is from RefSeq and is a predicted model, not a curated record. The transcript is spliced from 2 exons.
GUAAACAUGACCCCUUUUCUGAAGCUUACGUCGCAGCCGCUUUCACCAUUCCUACAGGGACUUGGUCGAAUACUCGGAAAGGGUCUCAGACAUGCAGCUGCGCGCGGGGUCACGACAAUCCCUUUGUUGAUGUUGUCAUAACAACUGUAAGGCGCACCCUGUGCCUGACUUGUCGACCAUGCGCCUUUCCAACUCAUGCAUUCUUCUUCAUGAACAUGUUCUAGACUCUCAAAGGUCUUUUCCCAUCAAAUUUACCUUCGAUAAUUCGUAUUUAUAAAUCUAUAUAUACACUUUGAGCCUCCUUCCCCACUAUGGUGUUGGGGAUAAUCACAUCCAUCGCAGCAUGUCCGGCGAUCAUUGGGACAACUGAAGCAGUUCGCUCAGGACAAAAGCAAAAUGCUCGAGAACGGCACAGAAGUCGCAAGGCGAAUCUCCUCGUCACCUGCAAUGAUCCCUCACGGAAAAGUCGCGACAUACAUGGAGGAACAGUCGUUUUGCGGAACAAGAAGGUAUACGUGACGAACGUGAACCCGAAGUCAAAAUUCCUACCCGACGAAGGAGAAGACAACGUAGAAGAGCAAGGCCACCAGCUAGCAGGAUACUUCUUCCCCUACCCCGAGUCCAAAUGGGGCCGAAGAGGCGAUGGAUAUGUCUCGACCAUUCAAGACGAUCCGCCGCAACUCAACUGGAUAUACGUGGACAAAGACACAUACGAAGUGAAAUAUGGGCUAAAGGUGGAAGCACAAGGACAUCAUGUUGGACCGUGGAAUGUCACGCCGAUUGACAGACGGCUGAACUUUGAUGGGUGGGAAGGAUUUACAGUCGUCGAGGAGAAGGAGGGCGAGUGGGCGUUGUACUUUGAUAUGGAUGAUGAUGGAUUACAAGAGAAGGUGCCGCUGGACAAGAGGAUAAUGGAGAUAGAGUUGACGAGGAAAGAGCUGCGGAUGCAGAAGGGGGAUCCGAUUCUAUGAUGAACUUGACAACGAACGGCGUUCAGGAAGGGUGGGACUUGGGUUUGUCGAGCUCUGGAGUCUUUACGGAAUUGUUUUCAGCAUAGUAUAGCAUCCACAAAAUGACAAGAUACGAAAUAUUACUCGCGAUUCCUUGAGCACCAAAAUUUCAAAGCUCGAGUGUUGCACUUUCCAC